Molecule: messenger RNA, 882 nt
Organism: Jaminaea rosea
Lineage: Eukaryota; Fungi; Basidiomycota; Exobasidiomycetes; Microstromatales
Product: cell cycle checkpoint
Exons: 3
Coding region: 1-882 (293 amino acids)
Biological process (GO): nucleotide-excision repair; mitotic intra-S DNA damage checkpoint signaling; telomere maintenance
Cellular component (GO): nucleolus; checkpoint clamp complex; site of double-strand break
Source: RefSeq, a predicted model, not a curated record
AUGCGCUUCCACGCUGAGCUAGUCGACGUCAAUACCUUGCAAAGGGUCAUCCAAACAAUCGCCAAGGUCUCGCCACGCUGCUACGUCCGUGUCAACCCAGUCGAGAUCCGCUUCAUCUGCACCGCAGACGGUAGCGAUGGCGGCGUGCAAGUCUGGUCUCAGUUCACAAACGAGGCUUUCCUCAAGGACCCCGUCGUGGAGAGCAAGUUCAACAAUCAGAUCGACUUCGAGAUCAAUUCAGACCUAUUCGCCCAGUCGCUGCGUAGCUGUGAUCAUGCUAUGAGCGUCGCUAUAAGGCUGAGCAAGCGCGAGGGCGAGCCACUGCUCAGCAUGGCGAUUGCCAAUGCCAGUCACACCGGUGGGCGACUCGAGGUGGUACAAGACAUAGGCGUGCGCAUCAUCCGAGCGUCCGAGGCCAACAAGAUGAGGGAUCCUAUGGUUCCAGAUCCUCAGGUGCACAUCUACAUGCCCAAGAUGUUCAAGGUGCGCAGUGUCGUCGAGAAGAUGAGGAAUGUGACUAGGCACAUCUAUGUCAGUGCCAAUCGGUCCGAGGAGUUCUUGAUGUCCGUCGAAGAGCCAGAGGUCAGAAUAGAGAGCAAGUGGGCGAAGUGCGGGCAUCCGAGAAUCCACAAUGAGUCUCAACAGACAAGCGCAGCCUCAGCUUCGACGUCCGACCUGGAGGCAGACAAGACCAAACACUUUCGAGUCAAGGUCGAUGCCAAAUCGCUCCUCAAGUUCCUCAGCUCUCACAUCCUCGAGUCGCGAUGCAUCGUCUGCAUAUGCCAGCCGCUCUGUGUCAUCUUCUACGUGUACGUAGGCGACCCGAAGAACACAAGCGGAGUUGUUACGUUCUACCUGCCGGGCACAGAAGAGGACGAUUGA